GGCAUUGAAGCAAAUUCUACACAUUACCUUCUAGCCAUCUGUUUCCUAAGAAGAAAAAAUGGCAGCAAUUGAAAAGAAAACACAAAGCUCUCUGCAUCUUCGCAGCAACAGCUUGCCCUCUGCAGCUCACCCUCUUGUAUCACAAUUGGAGGAGCAAUUGCAAAGAUUGAGGGGUUCUGAAGCCUCUUCUUCAUUGUCAUCAUCUUCAGUGUGCCUCAAACUUAAUGACAUGCUUGAUUUGCAUGACUACACUGAUAAGUUGCUUCAAUUGCCAAUGGAACAAAAAGUCUCGGCACAAGAGUGCAAUGAUAGAUGUGUUGAUGACCUACUAGAAGGGUCUCUUAGGCUCUUAGAUAUCUGUAGUACAACUAAAGAUUGCCUUCUGCAAUCAAAGGAAAGCAUGUGCGACUUAAUGUCAGUCAUCCGAAGAAAGAAAAGCAAUGAAACUGGAUUCGCGGUUGAAGGUGUGAAAUACUUGGCUGCGAGGAAGAACAUGAAAAAGCAAAUUCGAAAGGUCCUGCAAAAUUUGAAGCAGAAGGACAACAACACUUCACCCAUGCUCAACUUCUUAAAUGAAGCAGAAGCAAUCACCCUGUGCUCAUUAGAACAAUUGCUACUGUUCAUCUCAGGCCCAAAAAGACACUCAAAGCACAGCAGAUGGUCAGCAAUAUCCAUGUUGAUGCAGCCUAAAAGAGUAAUUUGUGACUCUCAAGAAUCAAACACAAAUGAAUUUGAAAAGGUGGAUGCAGCUUUGCAAUCUCUCAUCAGUCACAGGCCUUCAUCUAUUGAGAAUUUUCGUAGUCAUAUGGAAAAUUUGGAGUUUUGCAUUCAAGAUCUAGAGAUAGGAGUUGAUCAGCUCUCAAGAAAAUUAAUUAGAAACAGAGUUUCCCUUCUCAACAUCUUCAACCACUAAUCAUAGUGAUAGUAUCUGUAUGAUUUUUGGGCACUCAAUUUUCCCCCGUGGGUCACACAACUGUACAUGAAUGUGAUUAAAUCUGUUUAUAUUUUACUGAAUACAUAUUAUUUAAGGAUCAAACUAUUGUAACUUCAGCAUCAAUCUCUUCUUUCCAGUUCCUUUGCUUACCUUCAACAUCUCAUCUUUUAAUUUCCCUUUUUCUUCUGAAAUUUCACCAUUAAUAUAAG
Glycine soja is the source of this 1143-nucleotide messenger RNA. RefSeq lists its product as uncharacterized. The coding region runs from base 59 to 913 and encodes 284 amino acids. The record is from RefSeq and is a predicted model, not a curated record. Lineage: Eukaryota; Viridiplantae; Streptophyta; Magnoliopsida; Fabales; Fabaceae. Gene Ontology annotation, biological process: shoot system development; root development. The transcript has a single exon.